UCGUCCAGUCUAAGAGACUUCACAUCAUGGUACCUAAUGGAUUAACCAACGUUGGCUUUGUUUUUUACCAACAACCACCAGCAAUCUAGCUAACAGACAAUUAUGCGUCUAGAACACUACUUUAGUAACUGCUAGGCCAUCAUCUAUUUCAGAUAGAGUUAGUUAGAAGUGUGAAGGUUGCAUUUUUAAACAGUGAAGAGGGAAAGCAUUUGAGGUCAUGGGGAACUCAGAGAGCGUUUGGUGGGUUGUUGUGGAGUGCGCCUGCAGGAUCCUCGGUGUUUCUACGGCAACAGUGUUGUUUGCUGUGGGAGUGGAGACCCUACUACAGGGAGAAUUCACCAGCCUCGGCAUCUACCUCGUAGUGUCAUCUGUUGGCAUCAUGAUGUUUGAGCUGGCCUAUUUCCUGGACACCCUUCUGUUCAUGUGUCUGCCUUGUCCUCCAGACUGGCAGCUGUUUGUGUUGUGGGGGAAGAUGGCUCGCAUCGGAGGCUUCCAUAAGUUCCUCUAUUACUCCAUAAUGUCAGUGGUCUGCUUCUUGCACCCUGUGUUGGUGUGGCAUGCGAUUAUCCCAGGGGCAAUGCUUCUUGUGACGGCCUUGUUCAACUUCAUACUAAGCAAAAAAACAAAGGUCAAAUCUCCCAAAAGGCCACAGCAGGAGAGCCACGGCGACCAAGGCCCGACCACCAUCUGUGUGACAGAAGGGGCAGCCUCCAACAGCACCGUCUCAUUCUUCCACACGAUGACGGGAAGGAGAGGAGGGGGACUGGCUCUGGCAACCAGAGACCGCUGCCUCGGCCCGGGAGAGAGAGGAGAGAGCGUCCAGGCCAUGUUGGAGCUGGAGCUGGAGCAGACGGAAGCACCUAAAGGCACAGACGGAGAGAGGAGGAGGAGGAGGUGGAGAGAGAGGAAGCUGAUAUGCUUGAGAGGCAGGGAGGAGCCUGUGGAGAGGGAGAUGGAGGAGAUGGACGGAUACUGUGAGCCAGAGCCAGACACCACCUCAGACACUGCGCCUAUGAUUACUGACUGAACGUCCCUCUGCGCUCAGACUGAGCUCCUUACUGAUAUCACACAAAGGAAAGCGUGUGUAAUGUAUUCAUACUGGCUGAAUGCAACUAGCUGGUGCUACACUGUGGUGGAUGUUUAACUGAAAAUAACAUUAUAAAAUGUCUCAACAGCAUUGUUGAGCGUUAAGUAAUAAUGUACACUGUAUUUCAAGUAAUUCUACAACUAAAAUAUGAAGAUUUUUAGAUAUUUUUUUUAAAUAUUCAACUGAUUUGUAUAUUUUUUACUUCAAAAAAAGAUCCAUCUAUUUGUACAAAAUUAAAAAAAUUAAGUAUUUUUAACAACUAUUUGAUCUUCAAAUGUAUAAAUUCAAAGAGAUUAAACCAUUUGUACCUACAUGAGCAUUUUUUACUCGGAUUUUUGCAAAGCCAGCACUGAUUGCAGAGCAGACAUUAAUGCUGAUCAAUCCAAUCCAGUUACUGCGGCAUACA
Molecule: messenger RNA, 1493 nt
Organism: Sebastes umbrosus (honeycomb rockfish)
Lineage: Eukaryota; Metazoa; Chordata; Actinopteri; Perciformes; Sebastidae
Gene: tmem72
Product: transmembrane protein 72
Exons: 5
Coding region: 218-1027 (269 amino acids)
Source: RefSeq, a predicted model, not a curated record